AAUGGAGAGAACAAAGAAGAGGAGUGUAAAUCACACAGGGUGUGUCAGUGCUACAGGCAGGGAGUGAUAGUGAAUGCAGCACAGGAAGAUUCCCGCAGCAGCUGAGCCCAUGAGCCCAGGUGGACGAGGGAACAGAUACAGGUUACACAGACCCCCACUUAUCUCCUCAGUUACAACUAGAAGGAACAGCAGACAAUAGUAGGCUGAAAGCGUGACGCGUGAACUGAAAGAGACGAGUAGCCAUGGAAAAAUUCAUCAAAAAGAGAAAGCAUUUGAGAGUGGCAAUCUGCUCUAGAGAACCCCCCGAUAGCUAUAACUGGCUACUAAGGCUUUUGGAAAGAGCAGACUUCAAAAAAAAAGUCAACGAGAUAAACCCAGUCCAUAUCUCCAAUGAUUUCUCCCGAUUCCAAAAGGACAUCUCUGGUUAUACAUUUGCCGUCCUGUAUCACUCCAAGAGAAGAGGCAGAAUAAACGUCACUGAUGUGACAGACUCACUCUAUGAUAAAGAACUGGACUUUAUGCAUCAAUCUCUGGGAAAGGAAAGAGUCAUUGUGGUUAUUGAUGAUCUGGACGACUCCAGUGAGUCAGAGAAGAACAGAAUCCUACAGAGCCAGAAGAGCAUUGGCCAGUUGGCUUGUGACCUGUUUCUCUUUAGUACAAAUGAUAAAGACUCCAUCAGUUCUGCCAAUAAGACUCCAGAUGUGGAUACAAAGAUAGACAGUCUGUAUCAAACUGUAAGAGAAGCUAAGAAAGUCAUAAAUGGACCAAACCUACGGGCAGGAAAAAACAAGAUGAAAAAAAACAAAAGGCCAAGCGUGAGCCAUAGAGGAAUUUUAAGUUGUUUACGUUGAUGAAGAAGAUUCACAGUCACUUACACAUUAUUUCGCAAUGGUUCAUGCUGGAUAUACACGUUAAUGCUCUGAAUUAUGGAAAGGCUAUUUAUCUGUUACCUACUGUGUAUCCUGUGCUUAAAUGGCUGUCCCCAUGGCU
Xenopus laevis (African clawed frog) is the source of this 990-nucleotide messenger RNA. RefSeq lists its product as uncharacterized. The transcript is spliced from 6 exons. Bases 243 to 851 code for a protein of 202 amino acids. NCBI's taxonomy places the organism in Eukaryota, Metazoa, Chordata, Amphibia, Anura, Pipidae. The record is from RefSeq and is a predicted model, not a curated record.